Molecule: messenger RNA, 1252 nt
Organism: Stylophora pistillata
Lineage: Eukaryota; Metazoa; Cnidaria; Anthozoa; Scleractinia; Pocilloporidae
Product: Golgi-associated plant pathogenesis-related protein 1
Cellular component (GO): extracellular region
Source: RefSeq, a predicted model, not a curated record
UAUUAGCCAGUUGAAAAGAGAAGUACUUGUGUCAACAAUGAACUGGCAAAAAUUUCUGAUAGCUUCAUUUAUAUCUUUAAAUAUCGCAUUUGGAAAAGUGAAUGCAGCUCUACCGUUUAAAGAUCAGUGUGUGAAAUGGCACAACGAAUUCCGCAGUAGGCACCAGGUCGGCCCCGUAACCUGGAGUGACAACCUCUCUCAAGGUGCGCAAUCCUGGGCGACCCAUCUGGCAGAGAACAAUCUGUUUCAACACGCUCCAAACAGCCCAGUUGGAGAGAACCUAUAUUUGUCCUCUCACAAGCCCAUGGAACCCUGUACCUCUGCAACAAAGGCUUUCUACGAUGAAGUAAAGUAUUAUGAUUACAACAAUCCAGGAUUUUCUCAAAAGACAGGCCACUUCACUCAGAUUGUGUGGAAAAACACAAAACAAAUUGGAGCAGCAUAUGCCACCAGAAGAGAUGGUAGAUUCGUUUUGGUGAUUAGAUAUUCUCCUCCUGGAAAUUAUCGUUACCAGUUUAGGCAGAACGUCUUACCAAUCAAAGUGGAAACAAAAACCACUGUCCUUACUCCCACAGAAACAACUGUAACGUCAACAGCCCCUGCCCCUCCCCAUGGGGGAGUAUCGGGUCAGAUGUGUUGCUCAUUCACAAGCAAAGUUCUGUUGAUAAUUUUCGCGAUCUUAGUCGUGAAAAUUGGAUUUUGAUAUCGAAGUAGAGUACGUGAAUUGUCUCAUUUACCAUGUCUUCUAAAUCUCAUGCGUUUUAAGACGGUACCUCACAACUCAACUCAAGUUGAGUCCUGAUUUCGAAGGGAUAUAUCAUUUCGAAGGCAAAACUUAAAGGGUGCUCGAUAAAAAACGCUUCUAAAAGUAGCCUACCUGAAAAUGAAAAUGUUUUAGACCAUUAAACAGCAAAAAAACCAACAAUGAAUUGAAGAAAAAUCAUGAUGAGUUAAAAUGGAGAAGAAUGACGUGGAUCACAUAUGGCGAACUUUGGGUUUAGUUUUUGUAGAUGUAGAUUUGUCGUCCCUCGUUCAUACUUUGCUAUUUAAUUUUUUAAGAUAAUGAUAAAAUAUGAUGAAAUACCUCGUAUAUUCAUUUUAUUCCUUUAAUUUAGCCCGCUCGCUUAUUCAGAGUUCGCCAGGUAUAGCAUAGAACCACAUCUCUUGGAAAGGAGACAGGCAGAACGCGUAUAGUUCCCCAACCCUCAUAUAAAGUUUUGCGACAUGCAAACAAAUUUUGAUAAUAAAUGUG